AUGUUGGUUGUGACACGCCGCUUCGCGCUGAUAAGCGUUCUAGCGCUUUUCACGACUAAAGUGGGUAGCGCGGAACUCACGGGUAAAGAAUGGUGGGAAACUACAUUAGUUUAUCAGAUCUGGCCCAGAGGGUUUCUGGAUACCGACGGCGACGGCGAGGGUGAUCUGAAGGGCAUUUGUAUCAAACUCGAUUACAUCAAGGAUCUCGGAGUCGAGACGAUUUGCUUAAGUCCCGUUUACCCUUCGCCACUGAUCGAUUCGGGAUACGACGUCUCCAAUUACACGGACAUACAUCCUCUCUUCGGCGAUUUGAAAGGCCUCGACAACUUAGUGCAGGAAUCACACAAUCGAGGAUUAAGAAUCAUUUUGGACAUCGUCCCGAAUCAUUCCAGCGAUCAACACCAGUGGUUCCAGCUGUCAGUAAAAAACGUAGAACCAUACACUGACUAUUAUAUCUGGGCUAAUGGUAGUACCGAUGACGACGGAAAUAAAAUCCCGCCGACUAACUGGUUGAGCAUAUAUAGCGAUGAAAAAGGAUCUGCAUGGACGUGGCACGAUGUAAGACAACAAUGGUACUACCAUAAAUUUCAUACGUCCCAGCCGGAUCUAAAUUUGCGAAACGAGAGAGUGAUCAAGGAAUUAAUGAACGUGCUCGAAUUUUGGAUGAUGAGAGACGUCGACGGCUUCCGGAUUAAUGCAGUGCCAUAUUUCUUCGAGGACGAAGGCUUGAGAGACGAACCCCUUGCAGGAAGCGGCUCUUACACCUUUGGUCUUCCUGAAAGCACUGCUCUCCUUUACAGAUUUCGCGAAUAUAUCGACGAUUGGGUGUCGACGAAUAACGUCACGUCGAAAUUAUUAAUCGCGGAAUCGUACGACUCUGACGCCAAUUUAAUAGCAUAUUACGGCAAUGGCACACACGAGGGAAUCCCACCGUUCAACUUCAAAUUCAUCACGCAUAUUCACAAUAGCAGCGACGCUGACGACAUUAAGAGUACCUUGGAUUCGUGGCUCGCACGUCUUCCAAGAAACGCCAACACCAAUUGGGUGCUUUCGAAUCACGACAACUCGAGAGCAGCUUCGAGAAUCGGCCUCAACCGAGUGGACGGUCUUCACAUGCUCAGUCUCCUCUUGCCCGGGCAAGCGUACACGUACUAUGGCGAAGAAAUAGCCAUGCUGAACACGAAGAUACCUUGGAGCAGAACCAUCGAUCCUAUGGGCUGUUUCAAAGGCGAAAAGGAAUUCGAACAUUUCUCCAGGGAUCCGGCGAGAACCCCCAUGCAAUGGACUUCCGCCGGAUCAGCUGGUUUUUCGGAUAACGACAACACGUACCUUCCUGUACAUCCUAAUUACAUUCACAGAAACGUGCAGGCACAGCUGGCACAAGAGAGAAGCAAUCUGCAAACGUACAGGAAGCUGGCUGCUUUGAGGAGGGAGCCGGUCUUCACGGAUGGUGAUUACGAAUUCGCCCGUUUGAAUAAUAAUCGCGUGUUGGCGUUGAAAAGGUUCGUGGAAAAUCAUCCGGUGUACAUCGUCGUAAUUAAUCUAGGUAUACGACAAGAGAGGAUUAAUUUAACUUCGAUAUAUCCCAACUUGAAGGCUACUCUAGGCACCGUCGUGGUUUCCAGCAACGCGCUUCGCGUCAAAGACGUCGUGUCGAGGGACAACUUUGUAUUGACGGCAAACGCGGCACUCGUAUUGAGAGGCGAAGAAGAGAAAGAGGCAUCUGAACCAGCGACGAGCAGCACACCAACGGUCACUUCCGGCGUUGGAGACUCCACGACGAGCGAGCGGACUGUUACCACCGAAGACGCGAUCUCUUCGUCCGAGGACGCGACAGAAAAAGGAACUUCGACGACGUCGUCGAAACAAGUGACCCCGAAGACGAAACCAAGCUCAACGGAGAAACCCGACGGCGCGGCAUCGUGUCUCCCAUCUGCGCUGCAUGUAACGAUGAGCAUCGUGAUAACUGUGAUAGCAUCGUGCAAAUUUCAGAAGUAACGUAGAAAAAGAAGAUAAGUACUUCCACGAUAAAAUUAGAGAUUUGUACAAUAAAAUGUGUGGAAUAAAAAUAAUAGACGAACGGCCUCCAAUUGUCUCCAAUGAUCUCAAUUAAUCUUGACGAGCGCAUUCGUCAAUCGAAGCGUAUCAAUUCCGGGAUUCGAAAGCGACCGGAUUCAGAAACUAAUCGCUUGGCCUUCGAGCUUAAAUAAUAUCAAAUUUAGCGGGCCGAACGUUCCCGAAAUAGCGCGCGAUGUUUCAGGUGACAACAUUGAUCAAGGGGAUAUCUGUCUGCCUAACGGUUUCGAUAUUAACGGGGGAUCAUUAGAGAAUUAAAAGCGCCAAGUACGGCCUAAUUAAAAUCUUUGCCAUUGUCAUUACGAGCCUCGCCGGCGGAUCGAGAUGAUCCUCGCGGAAGAGAUUACUCGUUAGUUCGGCACAUCCCGUGCAAACACCGGUUCGCCGGCCCUCCCGAAGGGGGUUAAGAGGAUUUUCUAAUGUCAAUAAUAGCGGAACAGAGACCGCUUUAAAUGGUGACUCAGGUCGGGCUAAAAAAAGCGUGACCAGGUGUCCACGGAGGUCACCCGAGAUCACCAGGUGUGCAUACCAGCGAAUGAGUUUGCAAUAAUAUCUACGCAGCGAACACUUCGACGGCGAUCUAUUCUCCGUGACGACGCCGACCAGUCAACAUCGGUCGCGGUUGCGCAAAAUCGAGAUCGAGUCCCUCUUUCUCGGUCUGAGCGCGCGAAGUGUGUCAGUGCUCGUCAGCGUUUCUUCCAGGGAAAACGCUGAAACGCUCGUUCCGUACUUUAUGCAGCUCUUUUCUUCGCGCUUCGCGCUGUUGAAAGCGGCGUAUCUUCUUCCCAUGACGAUGAGCCCGGGGAGAAUGUCGCCGCGGAAGAUUGAAGUUGACCCUGCCUCGGAGUGACGUUCCGAUUGCGCGCGCUAUCAGUGCGUUUCUUCGAUUAAUGAGAAUAGAUCCGGCAUAUAAUUGUGACGGCGAUGACGUAUAAUACGAUGUUAAUCGGUAUAUUUUCACUUACGAACCUCGCGCGCACUCGUGCUUAUCUUCCGCCUCUAUGCCACUGUAAAAACAACGAUUCCUUUGUGCCGGCAGACUCGUAAAUAUUGGGGACGCGAGAAGAAGUAAAAUGCGGGCGUUCAAUUGAGAUCGUCGAGACGUUUCUCCGUAAAUUAUCGUGCCACUGCGGACAUCGGAAAGGAGGACAUGCUGAAAUGGAGCUGCAAGAAAAAUCUAUCUUCGCUCAGGAAAAACCGCUUUACGACGCCAUACCUCUAAUUAUCUUCGAGAAAGAAGGGAAACGUUACAAAGGAGAAGAUACGAAAUAUAACGUUUCAAGCCCAAUUUGCAUGACAUUCCGUUUAUUAUUAUUCUGGAUCUUGUGGACUGCGUUGAUAAUGGCGAUGGUAAUCUGCAUUUUCGCACACUUUUGGUUUACCACUCGAAAUCCCCAUCGUUUAAAUAUGCACGAAAACGCGAAUGUGUCGAGUAGUAAACACAUCGUCCCAUAAAGUGAAUUGCGAUGCCCUAAUGAUCGGAUUUUAUGCAUUAAUAUAUUCGCGUGCAUACUGUUCGAAAUUCACAACAUUAAAAUUACGGACAACGAGGAAAGAAUAUAUAAUGUAUAGAUAGCACAUUUCUCCUCUUACGAAUGAGGUCGACGGUUUUGUAGUAGUCUUUGUAAUAAAAUGAUUAGAGGAAACGAUAGUAACACACAAGGAACCCGUUAAUAAUAUACAGUCUUACCAGUUUUGAAUAUUUCCAAUAGUAAAACAUAAAUUAACAUAAAGAAAUUAUAUAACUGCUCUGCAUAGUAUAUUUAUUUUUACUCAAACUUUAUAAUAUAAAGGAUUAAUGGCUUAAUAAUGAAUUGAGAUAAAAAUGUUGACUGGAUAUAAUUUUUGAUAGUGAUAUAAAUCUUAGAAAAACAUAUAAUGUCCCGUAUCAUCAUCACCUCACAUUUUCCAUUAAUAUAUAAUUUUAUAAUAAUUUUAUUUUCAUUACGAACACAUACAAUAAACAUUCUGUUAUAAUUACUAUAAUUAUAAAA
Messenger RNA from Dinoponera quadriceps, 4070 nucleotides. Its product is annotated as alpha-glucosidase-like. The transcript is spliced from 12 exons. Gene Ontology annotation, biological process: carbohydrate metabolic process. Lineage: Eukaryota; Metazoa; Arthropoda; Insecta; Hymenoptera; Formicidae. The record is from RefSeq and is a predicted model, not a curated record. Bases 1 to 1998 code for a protein of 665 amino acids.